UCAAAGUUCAUUUAUUCGAGCAUUUAACAUCAUUUCAAUUAUUAAUUACUGAUCCAAAGGAUCUGCUUUAACAUUGGAGAAACUACACACAGCAACUAUACUCAGACAACACUAGAAGAAACUCUGAAAGUAAAUAUAAAAGUGAACCCCUCCCCCCAAAUAUUGAAGUCAGAAGUUGUAAGGGCAGUCAAACAGAGCAAAUGGGGAAAAGCACCAGGCCCAAACGACAUAUACAUAGAGCUUCUAACAAUGUUGAAUGAAGACAAUAUAGACGCCUUGAUAGAUCUUUUUAAUGACAUUUAUGGGUCAGGUCAAAUACCACAGGAUUGGCUUCAAUCAACCUUUAUACCAAUCUCAAAAAAGCCAAACGCUAAUAGUUGCGAUCAAUUACGAAUGAUCAGCUUAUUGAGUCAGGUCUUAAAACUCUUCUUAAAGAUAAUUCACAUAAGAAUAUACAACAGAUAUGAAAGAGACAAUAGCCCUACACAGUUCGGUUUUAGACAACGAUUUCGCACAAGAGAAGCAUUUUAUAGCUUAACUGUCCUACUUCAGAAAUGCAGAGACCAACAAAAAUAUGUCUUUCUGUGCUUUACAGAUUACUAGAAAGCAUUCGAUUAUGUUGAUCAUUAUGAAUUAGUAAGAUUGCUCCAGGAACGUUCGAUAGAUGAUAAUGACCUUAAAAUCAUAAAGAACCUUUAUAUGAAUCAAGUGGCAUCUGUGAAAGUAGGACUGGAAUCUACACCAUAUUUCUUAAUCGAUAAAGGUGUACGACAGGGUUGUGAUCUGUC
Messenger RNA from Diabrotica balteata, 788 nucleotides. The record is from the annotation of a GenBank genome assembly. Lineage: Eukaryota; Metazoa; Arthropoda; Insecta; Coleoptera; Chrysomelidae.